ACUUUUAAAAAAAAAGACUAUAGAGGUCUAAUAGCACGGCCGUCACAUUAUGGUACGAAUACGAACAGGCUAACUGCAAAUUAGCUUCCUGCCUUGCACAGGAAUAUGACGAAAGGUAUAAAUCGAUGUCACGGCAAAUAUUCUUGGUUAAUCCCGUAGUUAAUUUAGACCAUUCUUUGAGGAUAUAUAGUAGAUUUUAAAAAUUUACGGGUAGCGCGGAGUGCUGAACAUGCAGACGUACAAAAAUGUACGUGUUUUAUAUUUUGUCUGUUUAUUCAGUUUGCUGUCACUAUCAGGCCUCAUGGAAUGAGUUGCCAUCAGCAGUAUUUGAGGCCAACAUUUUACAGGAGUUUGAGCUAGGACUGAAUCAUUUCCUUAAAAGUAAAGGGCAGGUUUAAAUUUUUAGUUUUCCCAAAGAACAUUUUGCUUCUGGUAAGGGACAAAAACAGUCAUUAAGAUUUUUUGCAGUUGGAGAUUGGGGAGGACUUCCCUUUUUUCCCUACAAAACCUUUGUUGAAGAAGCAGUUGCUUACCAAAUGGGAAAACUAGCAGAAAAGUUCCAAGCCAAUUUUGUAAUUUCCUUAGGAGAUAAUUUCUAUACUAAAGGUGUCAAGGAUAGUUCAGAUGCAAGAUUCAAGAAUACAUUUGAGGACGUGUUUAGUGCAAAGCCUUUACAUAUUCCUUGGUUAAUAUCUGCAGGAAAUCAUGAUCACUAUGGUAAUGUGUCAGGCCAACUGGAGUAUUCAAAAAAGUCCAAAAGAUGGAAAUUCCCAUCUUUAUAUUACACCAGAAAAUUCCAGGUUCCAUCUUCAAAUGCUACUGUUGAAGUGUUAAUUAUUGACACUGUGCUAUUAUGUGGAAAAACAGACCCUGACGCAAAAGUUCCAGGACAACCUUUGCCUUACACCAUUGAUCACACUCAAGCUGAUAAGCAACUGCAAUGGAUAAAGAAAAAACUAAAAUCUUCAAAGGCUACUUACUUGUUAGUUUGUGGACAUUAUCCUGUGUAUUCUGUAGCAGAGCAUGGAAGCACUGACUGUUUGCUGAAAAAACUUCUACCCAUGUUAAAGAAAUACAAAGUCAGUGCUUACAUUAGUGGCCACGACCACAAUCUGCAGCAUAUUCAACCUUCUGAUGCCACCUGGACUGUAGAAUACUUCAUUGUAGGAUGUGCCAAUUACAUUAAUAAUGAAAAAACUCACAUGUCUAGCAUUCCAUCUGGAUCUCUUAAGUUUUUCUGGGCAAACUUGUUUAGUUUAGGAGGAUUUACGUAUGUGGAAGCAUCUGUAGAUAAAAUGACAGUAACCUUUUAUGAAUCAAAUGGAAAUGUUUUGUACGAAAGAUCUAUCUUUCCAAGAAACUAAAUAUCACACGAAUAAUAGAUUCUGAAAAAUUGAAUAACUUCACUGUUGUCAACAAAAUUAACUGUUUUGAAGCUGUCAUACUGAAAUGGACCAGUGUCUAUGGAUAUUCAUGAUAAAAUUGUUAGAAUUGUAUAUUUCUGUAAUUCUACUUUUAUUAAAAGUUUCAAAACAAAAUAGCAUUUGUAUAUAGCCAAAGAAACCUUUCAUUUCUGUUUUAAUACAGUGACUAUAAUGAUAGUAUUGAUCCAUGAAAUUGUGAUUUUUUGAGAGUUUAACACAAGAACCAAAUAGGAAGAAAACUUAGUAGUUGUUUAUCUUUGAAGUUUCACACUAAGCUACUCAAAGGUUAUUUACGCUAGCUGUCCCUAAUUUGGAAGUGACAGACUAGAGGAAAAGCAUCUAGCUAACUCGUGGAAUUGAUUGUGAAAUUAUAAUGCCCCACAUUUGAAAGGGUGAGCAUGUUCCAUGAUGGGAUUAGAACUUGAGUUGAGCACUCUAUCCAUCAAUCCCAGGUUUAAUAAAAUCUUAGUAAUAAAUAAACAAAAUGUUAAUAGAUGGCUGAAUAAAUUACCCCCACCUGACCAAGGGUGAUGCUUUCACUCCUGUGUGUCAACAAGAUUACUCAAAAAAGUUUGAUUUUGAGCAAACUUGGUACAAAAAUUAAGCAUCCCCACAUCCAAAAAUCAAUUAACAUUUAGUGAAUGGUGAUCAAAGGUCAACAUUAUGAUGGAAAUUUUGAAAAAACUUAAACAGAAAGAUGAUCUUGGUGUAUAUUUUAGGUUGGUUAUUGCAAAACUUAAACACUGUGAUAGAGGUUGCACUCUUACUGCCAUUCCAGCUUCAUGAUAUUUUGAAUACAAAAUUAAUAGCUUAUACUAUAUAGAGGUAUAAUUUGAUUAGAAGAACUUGCAGUCCACACUUUGUAAACAAAGAAAUGAAGGAUUGGUAAAUAGUUGGUUUGCAUGACAACAAUGAAAUCUUUGUAUUAUGUAUUUAUACAAUCUUUGUUCUUUCUUUAAUAGGAUUAGUAAUUGUGCCACUUUUUAUUGUGUGCAUUUUAGGUGGUGGUGUAGCAAACAGCCAGAAUCAUUACUUUAUAAUAAAAACAUUUCACACAAGGUUUACCUAUUAUUAGUUAUUUUUGGAAAAAUAUAUCUUUAUAUGAUUUUAGGGAAUAAGUAUACAAAAGAAAAUUAGAUAAAAGGGCUUAAAGGUAAAAUACAUAGAACUGAAUAAGUUAAAGUAACUUAAUAGUAAUAAAGAAAAACACCUUCGUAAGAACUUGUAAAUCAGUUUACUUAGAAUUUUCUCUCAUAAAUAUAUCUAAAUUUGUACAGAACAAAGUCGUCAUUUAAAUAAACUGAUUAAGCUCAAGAGCGAAA
Limulus polyphemus (Atlantic horseshoe crab) is the source of this 2746-nucleotide messenger RNA. RefSeq names its product tartrate-resistant acid phosphatase type 5-like. The coding region runs from base 537 to 1364 and encodes 275 amino acids. The record is from RefSeq and is a predicted model, not a curated record. NCBI's taxonomy places the organism in Eukaryota, Metazoa, Arthropoda, Merostomata, Xiphosura, Limulidae. Gene Ontology annotation, molecular function: ferric iron binding; acid phosphatase activity; ferrous iron binding. The transcript is spliced from 7 exons.